AAAUGCGCUAAACACAGCCAAAAUUCGAACUAUAAUGAUAACAGGCGAUAAUAUUUUAAGUCCCUUGCAAGCAGUUAUAACUGUGCAUGCAGAUCCAAUUGGCGACAGUGCAAACUUCCAAACUAAUACCGGUACAGAGUGUAAUUUUGAUAAUAGUUCAGAUAAACACUACAAGUUGCACUACACCUUAGAUUUUGGUAGCAAGACGUCUCGGGCAUAUCUAUUUAAAUCAAGCUUUAAUAGUAACCUUUUUGACCGGGAAACACCUGAAUUCACGGCCCACGUUGGAAAAACUAUUUUUCAUAUGGAGUCGACGAAUUCAUUAGUUAACGAAUCGAGUUCUAGUUACGCAGAAAGUUGUUUGCCGACAAGCGAUAGUUUGGCCAGUGUAAAAACUAUAGACACUUGGACCCACAAUGAUGCUGAGCUUGGUAUAAAACACACACCAGACGAAAGCUGGCGACAAGAAUGUAUAUUUGCAAUGGAUGGUAAGACUUGGCAAAUUGUAAAAGAUCACUUUCCAGAGGAAAUGGAAAUUCUAUUGACACGGGGUUCUAUUUACGCCCGAAUGUCACCCGAUCAGAAACAGGCACUAGUUAUAGAACUUCAAAACUUGGACUAUUGCGUUGCCAUGUGCGGUGAUGGAGCCAAUGACUGUGGUGCACUGAAGGUGGCUCACGCUGGUAUUUCCUUAAGCGAGACUGAAGCAUCCAUAGCAUCGCCAUUUACUUCACGAAAUCCCACAAUUUCGGCGGUUUUAAAAGUUAUUAAGGAAGGACGCGCUGCAUUGGUCACAUCGUUUGGUAUUUUCAAGUAUAUGGCAGCCUAUUCGCUGGUUCAGUUCAUAUCUGUUAUGAUUUUGUAUUCCAUCGACUCCAAUUUGACGGACAAGCAGUAUCUAUAUGUCGAUCUUGGACUUAUAUCAAUAUUUGCCUUCUUUUUUGGUAAAACCGAAUCAUUUGAUGGAAAGCUGGUGGAACAAGUUCCACUUAGUUCAUUAAUAUCCUACACGCCAUUAGCUUCCCUUUUACUACAUCUUACUGUUGUAACAGCAUUUCAGGUGACUUGUUGGAUUCAUCUGCAUCAACAGCCGUGGUUUAAACCUUUCGAGCCUGCGGGUGAAGAUCAUUUAGGUUGCUAUGAAAACUAUACAAUGUUCUGCAUAUCUAGUUUCCAGUAUAUUAUUCUAGCUUUUGUUUUCUCCAAGGGUGCGCUAGGUUGAGACGCCUUGCUACAC
Messenger RNA from Drosophila mauritiana, 1237 nucleotides. Its product is annotated as probable cation-transporting ATPase W08D2.5. NCBI's taxonomy places the organism in Eukaryota, Metazoa, Arthropoda, Insecta, Diptera, Drosophilidae. Bases 35 to 1222 code for a protein of 395 amino acids. The record is from RefSeq and is a predicted model, not a curated record. The transcript has 2 exons. Gene Ontology annotation, cellular component: membrane. Gene Ontology annotation, molecular function: P-type transmembrane transporter activity; ATP binding; ATP hydrolysis activity. Gene Ontology annotation, biological process: intracellular calcium ion homeostasis; polyamine transmembrane transport.